AUGGCUCCCACUUGCCCUCCUGUCGUCGUCGAUGGCUUGCUGCAUCUCGCCCAGGAGCUGCACAUCCUUCCUACCGCCUUAUUCGAGGCGUCGCCAGCCAACCCCGCGCAUGACCCCCUGUACAUCGGCCUGACCGGUUGCCAGGUCAAGCUCAUGAAGCGGAGCUACUCCGCCAGGGCUGGCAUAACCGCAUACAGGGUCUUCAUUGUCCUUCCCACCGACAUGCCCAUGAUGGGGCUCACCGUCUACGUCCACCAUGCCGCAGAAAGCUGGAAGAAUCGGCAGGCGAUAGAGCUCGCUGUGAGAUGCCUGGCGGCUACCGAAAUCACCAUUGAGAAAGCUAGCGUGGAUGUGGCCCAAUGGCCGAACAUGGUUGCGUUCUAG
Molecule: messenger RNA, 384 nt
Organism: Trametes versicolor FP-101664 SS1
Lineage: Eukaryota; Fungi; Basidiomycota; Agaricomycetes; Polyporales; Polyporaceae
Exons: 2
Coding region: 1-384 (127 amino acids)
Source: RefSeq, a predicted model, not a curated record